AGUUUCAUCGUGAUGAUGCAGCGGGAAAUGAGAAAGAGCUCCACCUGUUUCUACUUGGCAAUACUGGCCAUUGCUGAUACCAUUAUAUUGUACGUCAGUGGCCUGAAGACUUGGAUACGGGCAUGGUCAGGAUUCGAAAUGCUUCAUGUUUCAGGAUUGGUUUGCAAACUACUCUACUUCUUGAUUCAUUCCUGUCUACAUUUUUCAGCUUGGUUGAUCGUUGCUGUCACCAUUGAACGUUUCAUUGCAGUUUGGUUCCCUCUGAAGGCUCCAAGUUUUUGCAGUCUUCUGAGGGCUAAGGUGAUAACAAUGUUUAUAGCUGGGAUCAUUGCCUCUGUGAACAUCCAUAUAUUCUGGACUGCAGAAUUGGUUCAUGCUCCCAACUCACUGAAUCCUGACAAAGUCCAGUGCAGCGCUUACACGUACAAGAACAUCAUAUGCGCCGUAUUCCCAUGGGUAAACCUCACCAUUUACUCCUUGUUACCCUUCACGGUUCUCCUCAUUUUCAACAUCCUAAUUAUCAUAAGUCUCGUGAACCACAGAAAGGCAAUCAUGGGAGCGAUGACACGAGAUGACCAGAUUCAAAGAUACAACCAUCGCAAACUCGCGAUCACUCUACUGGCGAUUUCCUUCAUCUGGAUAUUUACUACUAUCCCUUCAACUCUGUAUGGCGUCACAGCGCGGCGCUCGAUGAGCACCGAGGACGACGCCAUAGGAAUGCUUAUCAAAGUUAUCUUUUACCUCCUCAUGUAUUUCAACCAUUCAGUUAACUUUCUGCUGUAUUGCAUCACUGGGCAACGAUUUCGCAAAGAGCUUGUGCGCCUCAUUUGUAGGGCACAGAAUAGGCAACCACGGGCGAAGCUGGUCUUCAAAACCAGUGGUAACGGUAGUGGUCAGAGUGGGAGUGGCCAGGACAGUACACAUCCACUCAUGAAUAAUUUGUACAUGGACACGGUCAACUCUGACAAGAACAGCUAA
This is a messenger RNA of Liolophura sinensis, 978 nucleotides long. RefSeq names its product growth hormone secretagogue receptor type 1-like. Gene Ontology annotation, molecular function: G protein-coupled receptor activity. NCBI's taxonomy places the organism in Eukaryota, Metazoa, Mollusca, Polyplacophora, Chitonida, Chitonidae. Gene Ontology annotation, cellular component: membrane. Gene Ontology annotation, biological process: G protein-coupled receptor signaling pathway. The coding region runs from base 13 to 978 and encodes 321 amino acids. The transcript has a single exon. The record is from RefSeq and is a predicted model, not a curated record.